AUGCGAGAUGGAAGUCUCAGCUACGAAAGGUUCUGCGCGGAGGCAGAGUUGCUGCAGAAGCGGUCGCAUGAGCUGGCCAGUAAGCAGGCAGUCGGGAGUGACAAGUUUGUGGCGACAUGGGAGUGGAGGCACGGUAACAGACAGCAUUUAGACGGAAACUCGUAUCUCGUCUCGACAGGAAAUUCCCGGCAAUUUUGUCCGGAUUCUGGCAGUGUGAAGACCACCAUGGAGUUGGAUGGAGAUAUUGACGAGCUCCUGGUGCACGACGAGGACAAUUGGCCGGAUGUCGAUGAACCCCAGACGAUGAUGCUGCUACACUCCGGGGAAGUUGAGACAGCGUUGCUCGAAUUCCACAUUGUCUUCCACACUAUCUAUCAGACGCCGGUGUUAUACUUCCGAGCUCUGGCCGUCGAUGGAACGCCGCUGAAUACCAACACAGUCACAUGUGGCGUACAGUUCCCAGGUUCCAAUGGACGACCAGCAUUUGUCGGAAUGGAGGAGCAUCCUGUAGUGGGCAAACCGUUCUCGUUCCUGCAUCCCUGUGAAACUGCAGCAGCCAUGCAGCUUCUCCAAGCGCAACUCCAAUCUAGCAAGUCUACUGAAGUUUCAUCGGACGUGGAAAUUCCUCAAUAUCUCGCGAGCUGGCUCAGCUUGGUGCAACCGCUGACAGGCAUCUCUCCGCUAGAUUAUUAUUCCGUAUGA
Molecule: messenger RNA, 702 nt
Organism: Phytophthora nicotianae INRA-310
Lineage: Eukaryota; Oomycota; Peronosporomycetes; Peronosporales; Peronosporaceae
Exons: 3
Coding region: 1-702 (233 amino acids)
Biological process (GO): protein modification by small protein conjugation; protein lipidation; macroautophagy
Cellular component (GO): intracellular anatomical structure
Molecular function (GO): Atg12 transferase activity
Source: RefSeq, a predicted model, not a curated record